AUGAAGAACGACGAAUUCAGGAAGCUGGUGACGGCCGCACGACAGGAUGACGGCUCACCACCGCAACAGUCAAUGGCCCAACGUGCGCUCGGUGGGAAGAAGUCUAGCUUUGCUGGCAUGACACCGCGGCCGGGCAAAGCUGUGAGCAACGCAGACUUCGCACGACAGAUCAGAGAGCGUCACGCUUCCCUACAGCCCGCCAAAAAAUUCAAAUCGUCAGCUCCCAAGGGCAGCAAGUUUGCGGCAGGAUAUACGGACCGUGCGAAGGCGCGUCAAGAGGCAGAGGAAGAAGAGGACGACAAAGCGAAGCGGAUCAGUGCUUUGGAAGAACAGGUGAAACUAGGCCAGCUGUCACAAGAGACGUUCGAAGCUCUUCGCGACCAGAUCCUUGGUGGCGAUGCGUCAAGCACACAUUUGGUGAAGGGAUUGGACAGGAAAUUACUGGAGAGGGUGAGACGAGGCGAAGAUGUUCUUGGGCUUGGAGCAGGCAAAGAUGGGACUGCGCCGCCAGACGUGGAUGAAGAACUUGAUAAAUUGGAAGAAAAAGACGUGGAGGCUGUCGCACGAGAGAAGACUGAGAAGAAGGGCACGAAAGCAUCUCAAACUGCUGGGGUGAAGCGGACAAGAGACGAAAUCAUGGCCGACCUCAAGGCGCAACGUAAAGCCGCAGCAGAGGCGAAAGCUGCGGCGGCACCUGCUUUCGAUAGCAGGUGGCGGAGAAUAGGUGAUCCUGCGAAGCCAAAGAUCGAAAUCGACGCCAAAGGAAGGGAAGUGCUCAUCAGUGUCGAUGAAAAUGGGGUUGUAAAGAAGAAGAUUCGAAAAGUUGCGGCAGACUCGGUGCCAGACUCCAAAACUUCCGCUGAUAUACCAGAUGCGAGUAAGCCAGUUCUUGGAGCCGAUGUGGCUGUUCCAGAACAACCGAUCCAGCAACCAGAAUCGGAAGACGAUGAUGAUAUCUUUGAAGGCGCAGGCACCGAGUAUAAUCCCUUGGGUGACGUGGAAGAUGACAGCGAUGACGAUGAGACUGACGAGGAUGUGGACGAGAAGAGCCCAAAGAAUCGAGCUGAGCCUUCCCGUGGCGAAAACUACGAAACCGGGCAGGUAGAAAAGAAGCCAGAGCCUGAUGCAAAUACUGGACCACCAUCAGCUCCGGCGCAACGAAACUAUUUCAAAGUCGCUGCGAACGAUUCAAAGGACGCCGAACAAGACAGAUUCAAGGGCAUAGAGAAUGUCCUCAAAAAAGCGGCUCAGAUUGGAGCAAAAGGCACGAAUGAGAAUGACGAUGAUUCUAUGUCGAAAGCAGAACGCGAAGCACGUGCAGCCAAACACGCAAAAAUGCUGGCCCAGCAAGAUCGUGACCUCGAGGAUAUGGACAUGGGUUUCGGAUCUAGUCGCUUUGAAGAUGAAGAGGGUGCGGCGGAUAAGAAGACACGCCUUUCAAAAUGGAAGAACAACACCACCGCUGAUGACGACGGCUGGGACGAGGAUGAAAACGAAGGCGAGGCAAAGAAAAAGCGCAAAGGAAAGAAACGAAAGGGAGACGCCAACAACGUCGACGAUAUUAUGAAAGUCAUUGAAGGACGCAAGGCAGCAGCAGGGAGCAAAUGA
Molecule: messenger RNA, 1608 nt
Organism: Zasmidium cellare ATCC 36951
Lineage: Eukaryota; Fungi; Ascomycota; Dothideomycetes; Mycosphaerellales; Mycosphaerellaceae
Exons: 1
Coding region: 1-1608 (535 amino acids)
Biological process (GO): mRNA splicing, via spliceosome
Cellular component (GO): nucleus
Source: RefSeq, a predicted model, not a curated record